This is a messenger RNA of Nelumbo nucifera (sacred lotus), 1120 nucleotides long. RefSeq names its product vesicle transport v-SNARE 13-like. Gene Ontology annotation, molecular function: SNARE binding; SNAP receptor activity. Gene Ontology annotation, biological process: intracellular protein transport; vesicle-mediated transport; vesicle fusion. Gene Ontology annotation, cellular component: late endosome membrane; SNARE complex; ER to Golgi transport vesicle membrane. NCBI's taxonomy places the organism in Eukaryota, Viridiplantae, Streptophyta, Magnoliopsida, Proteales, Nelumbonaceae. The record is from RefSeq and is a predicted model, not a curated record.
GUAAUUGUAGCCAUUAUUUUGAGAUCGUUCAAGAGCCGAACUAAACUUUUACUCACCAGCUUGCCUUGGAUCGGAAUCUGGUGUUCCUUCCCGGCGAUUCCGGUAAUUCCCGGUGAGCUUUUUCAAUUUCAGAUUCUUCAGUUCGUUUUCUUUCUGAAGGCGAGUUACAGAGGCUUGCCCUUUCAAUUGCCCGAGUACGAGAGAGCUAGGGUUUUUGCGAGUUGGUAAAAGCUUUCGGCAGGAUGAGUGAAGUCUUUGAAGGGUACGAGCGCCAAUACUGCGAGCUCUCAGCAAAUCUAUCCAGAAAGUGCACAUCUGCUGGUCUUCUUGAUGGAGAGCAAAAGAAACAAAAAGUUUCUGAAAUAAAAGCUGGAUUGGAUGAUGCUGAGGCUUUGAUUCGGAAGAUGGACCUUGAGGCAAGAAGUUUGCAGCCAAGUGUAAAAGCUAUGCUUCUUGCAAAGUUGAGGGAGUAUAAAUCUGAUCUGAACAAUUUGAAAAGUGAGGUCAAAAGAAUCACAUCAGUUAAUGCUAAUCAAGCUGCACGAGAUGAAUUGCUAGAAUCUGGAAUGGCAGACACACUGAUGGCAUCAGCUGACCAAAGAGGAAGGUUAUUGAUGUCGACUGAGAGAUUGAACCACUCAAGUGAAAGAAUUAAGGAGAGCAGAAAAACAAUGCUGGAGACGGAAGAACUAGGUGUUUCGAUCCUUCAGGAUUUGCAUCAACAGCGCCAGUCUCUCCUUCAUGCUCAUGGCACUCUUCAUGGUGUUGAUGAUAACAUUAGCAAGAGUAAGAAAAUUUUGACUCUCAUGUCAAGAAGGAUGAACAGGAACAAAUGGAUAAUUGGUUCCAUAAUUGCAGCCUUGGUUCUUGCAAUCAUCUUGAUCUUGUAUUUUAAGCUGUCUCAUUAGCAAGACAUACUUGUCCAAUUCUGUUGUGGCCGACGCUUUUGGCAUUCUCUAUAAUUGGUGUGAAUGUGUGAAUGUUUAUGAACGUUCUUCAUAUAUCAUUUUGUGAGUGUGGCGUCGAGUGAGCAAAGGUGGUCGUAUCACCUUUGUUCUCAUGUGUUCGGUCUGUCCAUCUCAUUUGCAUCUGAAAUGAAAUAAUUGAGAAUUGAGACCCA